AUGUCUGUUCCACAGCACACUGUAAUACCAGGACUGUCUCUGGAGCCAACCUUUCUGGAAAUGGUAAACUCUAUUAAACAGAUCUCUUCUGGUAAAUCACCUGGCAGUGAUGCUAACCCUCCUGAAAUUUACAACCAUGGUGGCCAGAAGCUUUUUAACAAACUGCAUGACCUCUUCAUAAACAUCUGGAAGGAAUUGAACAACUUAUUAAGUAACACAUGUUUACAGAACACUCUAGUGACUUGGAUUCCUGUUGGAUGGCUACUGCUUGCUUGUGUCAUCUACAUUCCAUGUUUAAGAAGAAACAAGACCAUACGCAAACGUUUAUCCUAUCUUACACUCACCAAAUUGACGACCACCAGUUUAUUAAUCUCAGCCACCAUUACUUUCCUCUUAUACAUCAACAUGAUGAAAUACAAGGAUAGAACUGUCAUCAAUUUCGGCAAAGGUCUGACUCUAUUUUCACAGGUUUUAUCAUUGGUGCUGCAGUAUGUGGAAUUUAAGAAGAGAGUCUUUACAUCUGGUGUGAACUUCAUCUAUUGGCUGCUGGCCAUUUUUGAAAAUAUUGUUUGGUUGUUUGCUGUGGAGAAGCAGGCUGAGAAUCCUUAUGAAACUGCUUCCUUCUUGUCGCGUUUAACAUUUUUCUGGAUGACAAGUGUGAUGUGUCGUGGCUGCAGACAGAGGAACCAAGACAAUUUUGUCCCCAACCUGAUGGAAAACGACACAACAUCCUACAUUCACUUGAAAUGCAAAGCCUCGGAGAAGACAAUGAACUUAUUUUCAUUCAUGAAGAACAAAACCCAGCAUUGGUUUUUAGUUCUUUGGAGUAUGUUCUGGAAAGAAUUAGUUCUCAUCUUUUUGAUACGAGGAAUGUACGACAUUUUGGUGUUUGUAAACCCUAUCCUUCUCUUUUAUUUCCUCCCCUUUCUUGAAAGUAAAACACCAGGUCCCAAAUGGUUAGGUUACGUCUUCGCAUUCACAUUCUUCAUUGUCAAUAUAGCAAUGUCCAUGGCAGACCAAGCGGUUUACUGGAGAAGUAACAGGUUGGGACUGAACGUAAAGACAGCAAUUACUGAUGCCAUCUACAGGAAGUUGCUGAAGAAGAGAGGUCAACUUUUACAGGACGUGUCCAUAGCCAACUUACUCUCCGUCGACACUGACAUGUUCCACGAGUGCAUUGCCUUCCUGUGGGUGCUUUGGUCGGCCCCGUUACAGCUCAUCAUCUGUUGCAUCAUUCUUUUCGUGAACUUCAAAUGUGUCGCCAUGUACUGCCUCCUCAUCUUCCUGGCGUACGCCUUGGUAAAGUACUGCCUGAAAAAGAUCGGUGAAUGUCACGAGGAAUUUUUGAAAGAGAAAGACAACCGACGAUGUGUGAUGAAGGAAAUCAUGGAUAAAAUAAAAGUUAUAAAACUUCAAGCUUUAGAGUCGAUUUUUCUGAAGAAAUUACAAGACAUCCGAAUAAAAGAACUCAGCUUUUUGCAAAAACGUCUUCUCUGGGAUGCCGUCAUUGCAACAAUCUCUGAAGUUCUUCCAUUUGUGGUAUGA
Octopus bimaculoides (California two-spot octopus) is the source of this 1545-nucleotide messenger RNA. RefSeq names its product ATP-binding cassette sub-family C member 2. Gene Ontology annotation, molecular function: ATP binding; ABC-type transporter activity; ATP hydrolysis activity. NCBI's taxonomy places the organism in Eukaryota, Metazoa, Mollusca, Cephalopoda, Octopoda, Octopodidae. Gene Ontology annotation, cellular component: membrane. Gene Ontology annotation, biological process: transmembrane transport. The record is from RefSeq and is a predicted model, not a curated record.